GUGGCCAUGUCCAUGUUAAACAAGAAGAGCUACUCAUCCCAGAUGAAGAAUCCACAAUUGUCCUCAAAGAGGAGGAACUGAUGAUUGAUUAUGAUGGGUUUACUCAAGUGAAACAAGAACAGCUUCUUCCUGAUAAAGACUGGCUGACACAUAUGAAACAAGAAGAGCUGCUUCUUUCGGAUGAAGACGGGCUCGCUCAAGUGAAACAAGAAGAACUGCUUCUUUUGGAUGGAGAUGAACUCACUCAUGUUAAACAAGAAAAACUGCUUCUUUCAGAUGGAGAUGUGAUCUCUCAAGUGAAAAAAGAACUCCUUUCAGAUGGAGACUGGCUGACAAAUAUGAAACAAGAAGAGCUGCUUCUUUCGGAUGAAGACGGGCUCGCUCAAGUGAAACAAGAAGAACUUCUUUUGGAUGGAGGUGUUAAGAAUAGUUGCCAUAAAGGUGAAAAGUCCUUUCAUUAUCCACUCUGUGAUUAUAAAUCUAAUGAAUCUUAUACUUCGAAAACACAUAUAAUGGACUGUCAUACAGUUGAGAAGCCUCAUCAAUGUCCUCAUUGUGAUUGUAAAUCAGUGCAACCUGGACAUAUGAAAAGACAUGUGAAAGUCCAUCAUAAAAGUGAGUCACUGUAUCACUGUUAUCAUUGUGACUAUAAAUCUAUUAAAUUAGGAAAAUUGAAAAGACAUAUAAUGGCUCAUCAUACAGGUGAGAAGCCUCAUAAAUGUCCUGCUUGUGACUAUAAAUCUGUACAAUCUCGAUUUAUGAAAAGACAUAUUAUGGCUCAUCAUACACAUGAGAAGCCUUAUCACUGUCAUUAUUGUGACUAUAAAACUGUUACUGCAGGAAAAUUGAAAAAACAUAUAAUGGGCUGUCAUACAGGUGAGAAGUCUCAUAAGUGUUCUCAUUGUGACUACAAAUCCAAUUCACUCAAAAAUUUGAAAAGACAUAUGAUGGUUCACACAGGUCAGAAACCCCAUCAAUGUCCUCAUUGUGACUAUAAAUCUGCUAUAUUGCAAAAUGUAAAAAGACAUAUUAUGGCUCACCAUACACUUGAGAAGCCUCAUCAGUGUCACACUUGUGACUUUAAAACUGUUACAUUAGGAGUAUUAAAAACACAUAUAAUGGCUUGUCAUACUGAUGAGAGGCCUCAUAAAUGCCCAGAUUGUGACUAUAAAUCUGUACAAUCUCGAUCUAUGAAAAGACAUAUUAUGGCUCAUCAUACACAUGAGAAGCCUUAUCACUGUCUAUAUUGUGACUAUAAAACUGUUACUUCUGGAGAAUUGAAGAAACAUAUAAUUGGCCGUCAUACAGGUGAGAAGUCUCAUAAAUGUCCUCAUUGUGACUACAAAUCCAAUUCAUCCAAAAAUUUGAAAAGACAUAUGAUUCUUCAUACACGUAAGAAACCCCAUCAAUGUCCUCAUUGUGACUAUAAAUCUUUUUUACACCAUGUAUUGAAAAACCAUAUAAUGGCUCAGCAUACAUUUCAGAAAUCUUAUCAGUGUACUCAAUGUGACCACAAAUCUGUUACAUCUCACAAUUUGAAAAGACACAUAAAACUACACCAUGAAGAUGAAAAGCUCCAUCGAUGUCCUCAUUGUGAUUAUAAAGAUGUUACACUUCGAAAUUUGACAAAGCACAUAAAAGUUCAUCAUAAAGAUGAGAAGCCUCAUCAAUGAUAUUGUAACUAUAUCCGUUGUGAUUAUAAAUAUGUACAAUCUCAUUCUAUGAAAAGACACAUAAUGGCCUAUCAUACACUUUAGAUGUCUCACCAAUGUCCACAAUGUGAAUAUAAAGUCUGUUGCAUUUCACAAUUUGAAAACAUACAUAAAAGUUCAUCAUAAAAAUAAAAAGCCUCCUCAAUAUCUUCAUUGUGACUAAAUCUGUCAAAUCUCAAGAAUUAAAAAGUCAUGUUAUGGCUCAUCAUAUGUAUUUGUGAGAAGCCUUAUCACUGUUCUCAUUGUUACUAUAAAUCUGUUAUAUUAGGAGAAUUGAAAAAACAGAUAAUGACUCCUCAUACUGAUGAAAGGCGUCAUCAUUGCCGCUAUAAAGCUGCUGCAUUUUAAAAUAUGAAAAGACAUAUCAUGGCUCAUUAUACACUUAAGGAC
Nezara viridula (southern green stink bug) is the source of this 2102-nucleotide messenger RNA. NCBI's taxonomy places the organism in Eukaryota, Metazoa, Arthropoda, Insecta, Hemiptera, Pentatomidae. The record is from the annotation of a GenBank genome assembly.